Molecule: messenger RNA, 3739 nt
Organism: Hypoxylon trugodes
Lineage: Eukaryota; Fungi; Ascomycota; Sordariomycetes; Xylariales; Hypoxylaceae
Product: DUF221-domain-containing protein
Exons: 3
Coding region: 322-3291 (989 amino acids)
Cellular component (GO): plasma membrane
Molecular function (GO): calcium-activated cation channel activity
Source: RefSeq, a predicted model, not a curated record
UUUUCACGGUAUUCCCUUCGCUGUAACAGCCGUCUUUGUCAGGGAGGGUCUUGUUUCGUCUUUCCCGGAAAAAGUACUUAGCAAAGGCAAUACGAGAUACAAUACCAGGGGUUCUUCUCUAACCGAAUCCUACAAAAGCAACCGAUUUAUAGUAUACCUUAACUGGUAUAUAUCUUUAUCGAGACCACGAAUGUUCCCUGUGCGAUCCUAAGAAUACCCUUCUUUCUAGACGAUUGGUUGUCGCCGGCGUCCAUAAAUCAAAUACAACCGUUACCUUGAAGGCACUUUAGUCGUUGGCCCUGAAGGGGCUUUUACGCUAGGAUGGAUGUUUGGAUGCACAUACGGCAUCUAAUACCUAGGGACGAUGGCUUGAACCCGGCUGAAGAGUUAUUGCAGUUACUACGAAACCCCUUCAAACAAACGCUCACAGAUGGUGCCAUAUGGUCUGCCUUGGGUACGUCGUUAGGGUUUACUGCCUUUAUAGCCAUUGUCUUCUCGUUCGUCCGACCUUAUAAUUCUGUCGUAUACGCUCCGAAACUUAAACAUGCCGAUGAAGAACACGCACCGCCCCCGAUAGGUAAAGGGUACCUUGCGUGGAUUCCGCCAUUAUGGAAGACAACAGAGAAAGAGAUGGUCGCCCACGCGGGUAUGGAUGCUGCUAUAUUUCUGAGAUUUACUGUCAUGUGCCGUAAUAUCUUUUUGACACUUGGUGUUGUUGGGUGCGGUAUUCUUCUACCCGUAUACUAUACGCUCAAUGGCGAUAAGACGGGCAACUUGAAGUGGUUCAUGAGAUUGACGCCCUCAAAUGUCAGCGAUCAGCCAAUAUGGGCCCUUGUCGUAACGGCAUAUGCAUUCAACUUCAUUAUCAUUGGGUUCUUGUGGUGGAAUUAUAGGCGAGUUCUGCAGCUUAGGAGGAUAUACUUUGAAAGUAAAGAAUAUCAGCAGAGUUUGUCCGCUCGGACAUUGAUGUUGAACGAUCUUCCGAAGAAGUACGCCAACGAUGAAGGUAUUGCGAGAAUUAUUGAUGACGUCGUACCUCACGCUUCGUUCGCCAAGACUGCGGCUGCUCGCAAUGUUAGGGAUUUGCCAGAUUUAAUUGCCCAGCACGACCAUGCCGUUCGAAAGCUCGAGAAAGUACUGGCAAAGUACCUUAGGGAUCCUCAAAACCUACCAGCCGGCCGACCGAUGUGCUACCCUUCCAAGAAAGAUCCUUCAUUUAGCACCUAUCCAAAAGGACAAAAAGUUGACGCGAUCGAAUAUCUUACUCAACGAAUAAGAGAACUUGAAAUUGAAGUGAAGGAGGCCAGAGCAAAUGUAGACAAGCGCAGUACUUUGUCCUACGGUUUUGCCAGUUAUGACGACAUCUCCGAGGCUCACAGUAUCGCGUACGCCUUGCGCAAGAAGAAGCCUCAAGGUGCAAAGAUCGUCUUGGCCCCCAAACCAAACGAUAUUAUUUGGGACAAUAUGGCUCUUACCCCGGCGGCGCGAAGCUGGAGACGAAUCAUGAUCAAUUUUUGGAUUACUAUCCUGACAUUGAUUUGGAUUGCUCCCAGUGCCAUGAUUGCUAUUUUCUUGGUCAAUUUGAGUAACCUGGGUUUGGUCUGGCCCGCCUUUCAGACCCAAUUAUCUGGUAAUACUGGAUUUUGGUCCAUUGUUCAGGGUGUAGCGUCCCCAGCUGUCCUAUCUCUGGUUUAUCUGGUUCUCCCUACCAUCUUCCGACGACUCUCCAUUAGAGCUGGUGAUCGUACGAAGACGGGACGUGAGCGCCAUGUUGUCGCUAAGCUAUACGCCUUUUUCGUUUUCAACAACCUGAUUGUCUUUUGCUUUUUUAGCACCAUCUGGAACUUGGUUUCCUCGGUUGCCGCGGAUCCGCAAAAAGCAUGGGAUACUAUAUCGCAAUUCGGCGUGACCCUGUUCGUUUCGCUAUGCGAUAUUUCAGCCUUCUGGGUUACUUGGUUGUUACAAAGAAACUUGGGUGCUGCUAUUGACUUAGCCCAAUUAUGGACCCUCAUCUAUAGCUUUUUCAUGCGCAAAUUCUCGAGUCCUACGCCUAGAGAAAUGAUCGAACUUACGGCGCCCCCGGCCUUUGAUUAUGCCAGUUACUACAACUACUUCUUGUUCUAUUCCACUGUCGCGUUAUGCUUCGCUGGUCUUCAACCACUCGUCCUUCCGGCUGCUGCGCUAUAUUUCUCUAUUGACGUCUGGUUGAAGAAGUACUUGUUGCUAUAUAUCUUCGUUACGAAGACUGAGUCCGGUGGAAUGUUCUGGCGGGUACUGUUCAAUCGCUUCAUUUUCGGUACCAUCCUCUCCAAUUUGGUUGUCUUCUUAGGUGCCUGGGUGCACGGUGACGGGCUCCACACAAUGGCAUUCGCCUCAAUUCCUCUGCCAUUCAUCAUGGUAAUAUUCAAAAUAUACUGCUCUCGAACAUUCGAUGAUAAGGUACACUUCUACUCGACCCGGAAUAUCCAAAAGCACCCCGAAGGUGUUAUGCAGAAGGAUCCUCUUAGGUCAGUUGGUCUUGCUCACCGAUUUGGUCACCCCGCACUCUACAAGCCACUUAUCACGCCAAUGGUGCACGCCAAGGCCCAGAACAUUCUGGCGUCUAUUUAUAAGGGACGACUAUCGGAUGGCCGUGAAGCAUAUUCUGGAGAUACGCUGUCUACAUCCGGUUACUCUGAUGCCUAUGUCAUGAAUCCGAUGAGUUCCGGCAAACCUGGAAAAUCUGCAAGUUUGCCGGGAUUCGAAAUCGUACCGGAAUCGAGACUCGACUUCGAAUAUUACAAGUCUCGAGCCGAAUUCGCGUCCGAACAUGGUGGCGGUGAUAUCUUCGGCCGCUCCAAUGACGUCGUUCGUCCUGGUACACCUGGCAGUAUGUGGAAUGGCAGCGAGCCGACGUCUAGAUCAGGAAGCCCUACAAUCCCGAAUAUUCCUCUUCGGACCGACAGUCCUAUAAGGGCCUUCUCGCCCAACUCUGAUAUGGGUACAACCUAUCCAGGUGGAUAUUCUCAACCUCUAGGUAGUCCUUAUGCGCCUGAGAUAGGCGGUCGGUCGCGUAGCCCGUUAUACGCGCAAGGGAAUGAUAGUGCUUCCAACUUGGUGGGAAAUGCUGCAGCUAUGCCGAUGGCUACGCCUGGGUCUAGAGAUCGCAGUCCGAUUAGAGCUCCGGGAAUGCUAGGUGGUGGCCCACGGGGAUACGGCGGUUUACCGCAGGAAGAGGAGGAACACGAUCCUAUGCAAUAUAAUUAUUUCCGACAAGCACGAACUUCACGCAGAUCCUACAGAGAUAGCUGAUUUCGGGCGGAGAUACUGGGAAUGGUAAGAUGGUGACGAGGAUGGCUGUAUAUACGGCAUGGCGUAAAAAAACGUGCGGGUUUUCUGUGUAUAGAAGGGGCAUUCUUUUUUAUUCUGGACGGCAUGGGGCGGCGUUUUCCGGCUACGAAGGAGGGUCAGCCUUGGCGACGACGACCGACGACGAAACUAUUUUGACGCUGAAGAAUUAUUAGGCUGUUAAUAGAGAGAAGAAAGGAAGAGACGCAACGAUUACGAAUUGGUUCUCGGAUAGACGAGGUCAUUUCUCGACCUCUCAUUUUUGAAGCGGCUUACCACCUCUUUUGUAAUAAUCAGUGUGCACGCUGGGAGAGUGGCCACUGGGGCUUAGACGUCCUGAAUACUACUGCUAAUAAUUCUGCAUAUAUUAUACGAAUUGCAUCGAGAUGUUAUUUUUGACGAGCUAACCCAC